Stegodyphus dumicola is the source of this 1685-nucleotide messenger RNA. Its product is annotated as clotting factor G beta subunit-like. The record is from RefSeq and is a predicted model, not a curated record. Lineage: Eukaryota; Metazoa; Arthropoda; Arachnida; Araneae; Eresidae. Gene Ontology annotation, molecular function: serine-type endopeptidase activity. Gene Ontology annotation, biological process: proteolysis.
ACUCAACCAUUUAUCUUGCAGGUGGCCAUUUUCAAGGAACCAUUUCCAGGCGGCACGAAGCGAUUUUUAUGUGGAGCUUCUCUUAUCAGUCGUCAAUAUGUGCUCACCGCAGCUCACUGCUUUGAUGGCGAGAGAGGAAACGUUGAUCCAUCAAAGUUUUCAGUUGUGGUCGGUUCUCAUACAACAAAAGACGGCGUGGAAUAUGCUGUUGAGAACAUUCUCGUUCAUCCUGAGUAUCAGAAUCGCCAGUACUACAAUGACAUCACGCUGAUUCGUGUAAAGGAAGAAGUUAAACUGAGUAAAAAAGUCUAUCCUGUCUGUGUGCCUUCGGAUGGUCUACGAGCCAAGAUAAGAACAGAUCUGAACAAUGUUACAGUUACCGGGUGGGGAGACACAUCUUUUGGAGGCGUAAGAAGCAAAGUCUUACACGAAGUAAGCAUCCCAAUAGUGCCUCUUAAAGAAUGCAACAAUUCUUAUUCAAAAGUAGCACUCACCAGUUUUCCGAAGGGUAUAACAAAUCUUUUCAUCUGCGCUGGAGAACAAGAAGGAGGCAAGGAUGCCUGCCAGGGAGAUUCUGGUGGUCCAAUGGUUACCACACUGAAGGAUAAUGCAUGGGUUCAGCUUGGCGUUGUUUCUUUUGGAUAUGGAUGUGCACAACCUGGUUUCCCUGGUGUCUAUACAAGAGUCUCCCAGUAUACCAAAUGGCUUUAUGAUAAUACAGAUUUAGGUCAACUGUAACUGCAACAAUUACUUAAAGAGGAUGAGAAAUUAUUGUGUCAAAGUGACUAGCUUUGACAGAUAUAAUUGUACAAACAGAAGAAAGAUAUAAUUGUACAAACCAACAAACAUGCUAGGACAUUGGUUUGAAAUGCUGCCGAUAAUUCAUAAAAUGUUUAUGUUUUGCCAUAUUAUUAAUGAGCACAUUAAAAAAGGCCCAUAUUUAUACAGAUGGAAUAAAAGACAAGCCUUGAAUAUCUUGAGUACAUUCAAAUUUUUAUAUAUGAAACUAAUUAUGAUUUCCAGCAGUCAGUCUAAACAUUGCAUUAUUAUACAGUCUAAGCAUAUUAAGAUUUCCUCUGCUAUCUGACAGUAUAACACUUAACAGUAAUAUCAUAUGAAAAAUUUAUAUACUGACUUUCAUAAAAGCAAAUAUAAUUUCUUUGAUUCUCAUAUUUUUAUAUUAUUUAGUUACAUUCAUUAAUUCAAUAAUUAUCAAAGCACUGCCAUCAUGAAAUACUUCUAUUGAAAAGUUAUUCUACAAAUCAUUACUCCUUUAAAAAAAAAAAAAAAAAAAAAUUAAAGCUUCCGAUUACAGUUUAAUAGCUGAAAGAGUUUACCAAUAUAUUAAAAAAAAGUUUGCAAAAUACUUUAAAAAUAUGAAAGUAAAAUAAUAAUAAUAAUAAUAAUAAUUGCAUUAUUCAACUGGUUUCGGUUUACACUGAUUUUCAACUUAUUAAAGUUUAAUGUGCAAACCUAUUCUUAAAAUAAAUAGUUUUAAUUAACUUGAAUCCCUGAGAGGAUUAAGAAUUAACCCUGCCACCUGGAGAUUCAAGAUAUAUAAUAUAAAACUCAAAAUUUAAAGUGAGCUAUCAAACUGUAAGAUUAAAAUUUACUAUAAUACUGUCACAUCAUAAUUCCCCAUGACUCAUAUGCUUAUCUAAUAAAGGAAAGAAUUAUUCAAGAUA